GUGGGAUGCUAUGGAAUAUGAUGAGAAGUUGGCCCGGUUCCGGCAGGCCCACCUCAACCCCUUCAACAAGCAGCUUGGGGCCAGGCAGCAUGAGCAGAGGGCUGGUGAGGAGGCCCCAGACGUCGCUUCAGAAGAGACCCUGCCUGAGCUGGCCCCUGGGGAGCCGGAGUUCAGCUGUGCGGAGCGUGUGAUGGAUCUCGGUCUGUCUGAGGACCACUUCUCCCGCCCCGUGGGUCUGUUCCUGGCCUCUGACAUCCAGCAGCUGCGGCAGGCCAUCGAGGAGUGCAAGCAGGUGAUCCUGGAGCUGCCCGAGCAGUCAGAGCGGCAGAAGGACGCCGUCGUGCGGCUCAUCCACCUGCGGCUGAAGCUCCAGGAACUGAAGGACCCCAAUGAAGAUGAGCCCAACAUCCGAGUCCUCCUGGAGCAUCGCUUCUACAAGGAGAAGAGCAAGAGUGUCAAGCAGACGUGCGACAAAUGUAACACCAUCAUCUGGGGGCUCAUUCAGACCUGGUACACCUGCACAGGCUGUUAUUAUCGCUGUCACAGCAAGUGCUUGAACCUCAUCUCCAAGCCCUGCGUGCGUUCCAAAGUCAGCCACCAAGCCGAGUACGAGCUCAACAUCUGCCCAGAGGCGGGGCUGGACAGCCAGGACUACCGGUGUGCCGAGUGCCGGGCGCCCAUCUCUCUGCGGGGUGUGCCCAGUGAGGCCCGGCAGUGUGACUACACGGGCCAGUACUACUGCAGCCACUGCCACUGGAACGACCUGGCUGUCAUCCCGGCGCGCGUGGUGCACAACUGGGACUUCGAGCCACGCAAGGUGUCCCGCUGCAGCCUGCGUUAUUUGGCGCUGAUGGUGUCGCGGCCAGUGCUCAGGCUUCGGGAGAUCAACCCUCUGCUGUUCAACUACGUGGAGGAGCUGGUGGAGAUCCGGAAGCUGCGCCAGGACAUCCUGCUCAUGAAGCCGUACUUCAUCACCUGCAAGGAGGCCAUGGAAGCGCGUCUGCUCCUGCAGCUCCAGGACCGGCAGCAUUUUGUGGAGAACGAUGAGAUGUACUCAGUCCAGGACCUCCUGGACGCCCACACGGGCCGCCUGGGCUGCUCGCUCACCGAGACCCACACGCUCUUCGCCAAGCACAUCAAGCUGGAUUGUGAGCGGUGCCAGGCCAAGGGUUUCGUAUGUGAGCUCUGCAGAGAGGGUGACGUGCUGUUCCCCUUCGACAGCCACACGUCUGUGUGCAGUGACUGCUCCGCCGUCUUCCACAGAGGCCCGCCCUGUGCCCAGGGCCUGACCCUGUCUGCCUGUCACUGUCCCCAGGGAUUGCUACUAUGACAACUCCACCACCUGCCCCAAGUGUGCCCGGCUCAUGCUGCGGAAGCAGUCUCUCUUCCAGGAGCCUGGUCCGGACGUGGAUGCCUAGAGCCACGGGCACCCCUCCCAAGCCUCUCUGGAGCCCACCCUACCGGUCAUUGCCAAAGUCAAGGUGUUUCUUUGCUCUGGACACCCCUGGGGUGCAGCCCCUGGACCUCACCCACUGGGCCAGAGGUGAAAGCACCACAAAGACGAUCAGCCCCCGUCUUGCUGGGACUCAGGGCUGUGCCUGGCUGUUUCCUGCGUGUGCUGCUGUGAGGGCCAGAAUGUGCCCCCUUCCACUGCAGGGCUCCAUGGUCAGGGGCGUGGGGGAGGGUUUCCGUCUUCCCCAUGGUGAAGAGCCCCCCCCCCCCCAUGUCCUUGGAGCCAGGCUGCUGGGUCUUGGCUGCCCUAAAAACCCUGGAGGGCUUCCAGGGAGUGGCUGACAAGACCUGAGGACGCCGGCUGCACACCCUCAGCCUUGGCCUGAGACUCAUCUGUAGUGGAUGGUUGGGAUCUCCCUGGAGGCUCCCAUCCCCCACCCCUUGUCUCUUUGGGGUCUCCUGGCUGUUCCUGGCCGAGGCUCUUACAGGUGUCCCCCAAGGGCCUGGCCCUGCCUCUACGGUUCUCUCCUAUAGAUUAGAGGUUGACAGGGCCAGUCCAGGGGUUACGGGUUCUUUCUACGCAACAUGGAGGGAAGGGGCCAUGGAGCUCUUUCCCCUGGGGGACCAGCUGUGGCUCCUGACUCGGCCUAGCCCGGCUCACUCUGGUGCUCUGAGCUGGGUGGCUGGGGGUCCUGCCUCCAGGUGUGGCUCUGGGAGAGGUUCCAGAGGUUUGAGUGGCAUUUCUGGGGACAAGAUUUGCCCUGAGAUGGUCUGUCCUGCUACAGUGCCUGUGGAGGAUCCGGACAGCUCACGGACCACCAGCCAGGGCCUUGUUGGGGACCCUGAGGUCAAGUGCUGGGAAUAUUUGCUCCAGUGAGUUCAGGCAGGAAGCCUCGAGUCCAUGCAGGAAGAUGAGCACGAGGUGUGUGACGCCCCAUCUGACAAAGGACCCCGGACGGGGGAUGAGGCCCACAGCUCUUCCUUGGGGGAGCUGCAGCCAACUCGACAUUUGCAGGGAUGUUUCAUGCAUCAGAGACCCUGCCUUUGAGGGGGCGGCCUGGGGGCAGAGUCUUUCCUGCCCUGCCCUGGACUGUGAUUGGCUGUCACGUACAGGUAAUGGUGGUGGGCAGGGAACACAGCCACUGGGUUCCCCAUCACCUUUGACUAGGAAGCCCAAGAGGAGAGGCUGCAGCCAGCAGAAGGGUCAGCUCAGCUUGUUGGCCAUUGGCCGACGCAAGGGGUGCUGAAGACAGUGUCAUGUGGCGGCUUUAGGCGAUCCUCUUGCUGUCUGCUCUGACCUGCCUCCGUGUGACAGCGAGAAGGGGUCAACAGCAGGUCCUCAGCCUGCCUCUCUUGUAGGGUUGCAGAGGGUUUAACCAGUUAACUACCACGUGUCCAAAACGGAAACCAUCCCCAUACGCCACAGUAUUUUGAAUUUAAUUUAAAAAAAUCAAUUUGCAAUGAAUAUUACAAAAAUAAAUAUAUUACAAUUUGAGUGUUCUUGAAUAUUUUCAGCUGAAAAUUCUCACAAAAAAUGAUUUUAAAGUUGGUCAGAGCUGCCACUUAGGGAAAACAUUUUUUUAUAGACGUGCGUGGCGUGUGGGGAAGGUCCGCCGCUUGCAUCUGUAGAUGCUUACGGCGUACAGGGGUUAAGGGCAGGUGCUCAGAUCUGCACCUUCUCACAGCUGCACGUCUGUCUUGGGACAGAAGCAUUCCUGCGUUCAUGUGUUAGGGUCAAUGUCCAGAAGAAACGCUAGCAUGCUGGCAUUUGUCGGACAGAAUUGGCUUUUUUAAUUUAUUUUUUUAGCUCCCUCAAUUACCUCCUGCCCCAACACCUCUUCUCCACCUAUCCCUUCUGGAUGACACAGUCUCCAAACAGAAUCACAUGUGGUCUUUCUGAGUCCACAGCACUCUAACAAGAACCCACAGAGGAACCAGUUUGCACAGCCAGCACCUUA
Messenger RNA from Myotis lucifugus (little brown bat), 3410 nucleotides. It is a transcript of the gene DEF8, whose product is annotated as differentially expressed in FDCP 8 homolog. The record is from RefSeq and is a predicted model, not a curated record. Lineage: Eukaryota; Metazoa; Chordata; Mammalia; Chiroptera; Vespertilionidae. Bases 11 to 1330 code for a protein of 439 amino acids. The transcript is spliced from 11 exons.